CCGCCCGCCCGCCUCAGCCUGAGGAGGCCGGGCUGAAGCUCGUCGGGGAAGGGAACGGCGCGCGCGUCCGCCACAGCCGGCUGAGGCGACGAGGGGAGCUCGAGGCCUAGGAUGGAUAGAAUGACAGAAGAUGCUCUUCGCUUGAAUCUCCUAAAGCGGAGCUUGGACCCAGCAGAUGAACGAGACGAUGUUCUGGCCAAACGACUAAAAAUGGAGGGACAUGAAGCCAUGGAACGUCUAAAAAUGUUGGCACUGCUCAAACGGAAGGAUUUAGCAAAUCUAGAGGUGCCACAUGAGUUACCUACCAAACAGGACGGCAGUGGUGUCAAGGGCUAUGAAGAGAAACUCAAUGGGAAUCUCAGGCCUCAUGGAGACAACAGGACUGCUGGAAGACCAGGCAAAGAAAACAUCAAUGAUGAGCCUGUGGAUAUGAGUGCUCGACGAAGUGAACCAGAUCGAGGAAGGCUAACUCCCUCCCCAGACAUCAUUGUUUUAUCUGACAAUGAGGCUUCCAGUCCCCGUUCCAGCUCCCGAAUGGAAGAAAGACUCAAAGCAGCCAACUUAGAGAUGUUUAAGGGGAAAGGCAUUGAGGAACGGCAACAGCUCAUUAAGCAGCUGAGAGAUGAGCUUCGAUUGGAAGAAGCCCGACUGGUGCUGUUAAAGAAACUGAGACAGAGUCAGUUACAGAAAGAGAACGUGGUCCAGAAGACUCCAGUUGUACAGAAUGCAGCAUCUAUUGUUCAACCCUCUCCUGCCCAUGUGGGUCAACAAGGCUUAUCCAAGCUUCCCUCCCGGCCUGGGGCUCAAGGAGUUGAACCUCAGAAUUUGAGAACAUUACAGGGUCACAGUGUAAUUCGUUCAGCAACCAACACCACCCUUCCACAUAUGCUGAUGUCUCAGCGUGUCAUCGCACCAAACCCAGCCCAGCUACAGGGUCAGCGGGGCCCCCCUAAGCCUGGCCUUGUUCGCACCACAACACCAAGUAUGAAUCCUGCCAUCAAUUACCAACCGCAAUCAAGUUCUUCUGUUCCCUGUCAGCGCACGACAUCCUCUGCCAUCUAUAUGAACCUUGCCUCCCAUAUCCAGCCAGGAAACGUGAACAGAGUGUCCUCACCACUUCCUAGCCCUAGUGCCAUGACUGAUGCUGCUAACUCACAGGCUGCAGCUAAACUGGCUCUUCGCAAACAGCUGGAAAAGACACUCCUGGAGAUUCCACCCCCUAAACCACCGGCUCCUUUGCUUCACUUUCUGCCUAGUGCAGCCAAUAGUGAGUUCAUCUACAUGGUAGGCUUGGAAGAAGUUGUACAGAGUGUCAUCGACAGCCAAGGUAAAAGCUGUGCCUCACUCCUGCGGGUCGAACCCUUUGUUUGUGCCCAGUGCCGCACAGAUUUUACCCCUCACUGGAAGCAGGAGAAGAGUGGUAAGAUUCUUUGUGAGCAGUGCAUGACCUCCAACCAGAAGAAGGCUCUAAAGGCUGAACACACCAACCGGCUGAAAAAUGCUUUUGUGAAAGCCCUACAGCAGGAACAGGAAAUUGAACAGCGAUUGCAGCAGCAAGCAGCCCUCUCUCCCACUACGGCUCCAGCCGUGUCCAGUGUCAGUAAACAAGAGACCAUAAUGAGACAUCACACGCUUCGACAGGCUCCACAACCCCAGAGCGGCCUACAGCGUGGUAUACCCACAUCUGCCCGUUCCAUGCUUUCCAACUUUGCACAGGCACCCCAGCUGUCUGUGCCAGGUGGUCUUCUUGGUAUGCCAGGCGUCAACAUCGCAUACUUGAACACUGGCAUCGGAGGACACAAAGCCCCCAGUUUGGCAGACCGGCAGCGGGAAUACCUUUUAGACAUGAUCCCUCCCCGGUCUAUAUCGCAGUCCAUCAGUGGACAGAAAUAACGCCUGUUCCACUUGUACUGCCCCAACCUUGAAUCCUUUGCCCCUUUCCUAUUGCCCCCAACUUCCGUCGCAUGCAGUGCCUGUACUGGUGCCUACCAUACACGGAAAACAAAACAGAAAACAGAAGACAAAAGUAGAGAUCAACAAGCAAACAUGCCCUAUCCCUCAACUCCCCUUUAUUCACACUGCUGCCAUCUGUUUUCCUGCCACUGUCAUCUCUCUUCGGUUCUCUUUAACAGUGAGGUGCGUCUCCGCCUCUGAGAGAGGUCAGAAUGAGGUCCUGAGGAGAAACCUAAGCCCUUUGACAUGUGUUUCUGAAGUUUGUUUUUAUGCUAUGAUUAUUAUUAUUUCUAAUGUUGUGUGUCCUGCCUUUGUUCAGUGAACGGUUAAACCUUUUUUAUUUUCCCCCACUUUUUUUUUAAGUACUUUUUUAAAAAACACAAAUGACAUUUAGCUAAAGAUAAGAGCACUGCAGUAGGAUCCCCAGCUGCCAAGUAUAUAUGUCUGGGAGGUAGGGGCAGAAGUUAUGAAUGCACUUAACCUGAAAUGAGGGAGAGCUGGUGACCUCGAGCAAAGACCAGUGCUCAGUUGUGGGUGUUUCUGGCCUAAGGCCUUGGGGAGGCUGUGUUGAGUAUUAAGGUUAGGCUCUAAGAGAAAAGAGCCUGGAAGGAGAAGCUUUAAAAUGUAAUGGCCCUGGAAUUGACUCCUGGUGCAGGGAGAGAGUGGGCCAUGAUGAUGAGCCAAGGAGGACAGAGAUAGAGCCCUGGCCUUCUGUGGGCUGGGGACAGGGACUAAGAUUGGUUCCCCAUCGCUGUGCAAACAUACAGUCCGUUCCAGGCCAGCUACCCCAGAUUAUUUCAUAUUUUCUCUGUAACAAAGUCUCUGCUAUCCCCAAGGUUUUUUUUGUUUAUUUUUUUCCUUCCUAACCUGUCUCCUUAACCAAGCCUCAUCUGCAAUAAAGUGGAAUAGCUGCUUUUAGCUGGAGUUUGCUAGGUGUCCUUUAAGUUUGGAAUGGCGAGGAGGAAGUGAAAUGACAAAAGAAGAAACAGAUUUAGGAAAUAAGAAAGGACUUUCCUGCCGGCAGAAGAGAUUUCAUGUGUCUUUCCCUUCACCCUCUGAGUGCUGGGAGGUAAGGGUGAGACACCUAACAGGUCACAGUCCACCCUGCCCCUGCUGCACGAAAUGCAGAAUCAGCUACUCGGAGCCAAAUCAUAGGUCAGAGCCGUCUUUGGGCCUCUACUGUAAAGAUAGCUGUUGUCUUCCCCCACAGAAGUCUCUUAAUUUGCUCUUUGUUUUUUAUUUUUUUGUUUUUGUUUUGCGCUACUAAUGUAGAGAAUGAAUUGAAUUGUGCAAUGUUGCUAUUCUGGGGUUGGGAGAUGAGCAUCCUGUCACCCCACACCCUGGUGAAAGGAGAGAGAGGAGACCAGGCUGCCAUGGAGGUAAGGGAGGUCUUGAAUUCUAGGGUCCUGCCCACCUGCCUCUGCAGCUCCAGGUGCUGCCAGCAUGUAGGAAGGGGUGCUCUGGGCAGAGGCUGAGGAGUUGGAACAUUU
This is a messenger RNA of Suncus etruscus (white-toothed pygmy shrew), 3443 nucleotides long. RefSeq names its product GATA zinc finger domain containing 2B (gene GATAD2B). Gene Ontology annotation, biological process: negative regulation of transcription by RNA polymerase II. Bases 112 to 1893 code for a protein of 593 amino acids. The transcript is spliced from 11 exons. Gene Ontology annotation, molecular function: zinc ion binding; sequence-specific DNA binding. The record is from RefSeq and is a predicted model, not a curated record. Gene Ontology annotation, cellular component: NuRD complex. Lineage: Eukaryota; Metazoa; Chordata; Mammalia; Eulipotyphla; Soricidae.